AGUGUUGACGCUGCUCAACCAGAUAUAAGAACUGCUUUCUUCCGUCAGCCGGUUGUGGCUUUUUGCGCUGCUCAUCGAGUACAGCAGGCCUUUUAUUCGUUGGCUUUAUAGGCACCUACUUCUCUCGCCGUCAUCGUCACACACACGCACUUUCUCAGACAUGGCAAGAGACGAAUUGCUCGACUUGGAGGACCCGGACGUGCUGCUGGAGGCGGACGACGCCGAGGCGGUCGACGACCACGACGACGAUAACCUAAACGAUGACCUCGACAGCGAGGAUAUUUGGGAGGUCAUCUCGUCCUUCUUUCGCAAGAAGGGUCUGGUGCACCAGCAGCUCGACUCCUACAAUGACUUCCUCAUGCGCAUUCCGAAGAUGAUCGAGAACAUGGCUGUCAUCCCACGCCAGGAUGACCAGUACGAUCCCGGCAUGGCGAUGGAGGAGGAGCGCGACCAGCCUCGACUGGUCCUGCAGGACGUCUUCAUCGGCAACCCGUCGCACCAGACGCACUCCUACUUUGCCGGAGGAAAUCUGCCGCCGCUCUUCCCGAAUGAGUGCCGGCUGCGAGAUAUGACCUACGACGCCCAGGCGCAGGUGACCCUCGGGGUGGAGCUCUACCGCCCGCACGCCGACACCCCGCACGACACCUUCCUGCGCAACGUGGAGCUGGGCCGCAUCCCUAUCAUGCUCAAAUCCAUGCGGUGCAACCUCAGCGGCAAGGACGAGGACGAGCUGCCGCGGCUCAACGAGUGCCCGCACGACCAGGGUGGCUACUUUGUCGUCAACGGCACGGAGAAGGUGCUCAUUGCGCAGGAGCGGCAGGCCGCCAACCACGUCUACACCUUCUCUCGCCAGAAGGGUCUACUGUGUGAGGUGAAGUCGAUCGUUGAGGGCUCGCUGAACAAGCCGCGCACGCUGCAAAUCAUCAUGCAGUACAAGAACAAAGGCCCCGGCAGCGGCUUUGAGAACCUGAUGUGCCGCGUGGCCCAGAUGGACGAGACGAUCCCCCUCUUUGUGCUCUUCCGUGCGCUGGACAUGGUGGCGGACAAGGAAAUUCUGCAGACGGUGGUGCCGGACCUGAAGGACACGGCGAUGCUGGAGCUGCUGCGUGGCUCGAUGAGCGACGCGAGCACGCUGCAAAUCUUCACCCGCGAGGACGCGCUCGGCUACAUUGGGCGUCGCCUGGGCAAGCAGGACUCCAUGGCGAACCUCCAGCGUGAGGCGGAGAGUCUGUUGAUGCGCGACCUGAUCCCGCACAUGGGCACGGACCCGUCCGCCAACCGCACCAAGUGCCUCUACAUGGGCUACAUGGUGCACAAGCUGCUGCUGGUCGCCCUGGGCCGCCACGAGGAGACGGAUCGCGAUUUCCUCGGCCACAAGCGCAUUGACGUGGCGGGUGCCCUGCUGACGGUACAGCUACAGACCUUCCUGGCGCAGGUGCGGAAGGAGAUGAUCAAGACGCUGCAGGACCACGCCGCCAACCCUCGCGGAGUCUUCAGCUUUGGCCGCAUCAUCCACAGCAAGCUGAUCACCGACGGCCUGCGACGCUGCCUCGCCACCGGCAACUUCGGCGACUUGAAGACGGGUGCCAUCAAGACCGGCGUGGCGCAGACGCUGAACCGGCUCACCUACUCCUCCUCGCUGAGCAACCUGCGGCGCAUUCAAAACCCAAUCGCCGCCUCCAGCAAGGCCACCCGCCCGCGCAACCUGCACUGCACGCAGUGGGGCUACAUCUGUCCCGUGGAGACGCCCGAGGGCGGCUCGAUCGGCCUGCUGAAGAACGUCGCGUUGAUGUGCCUCAUGUCGCGCGGCACCGACCACGCGGAGGUGGUGCAGGCGGUGCAGGCCCGCAUCGACAGCAUCCGUGCCAUCGGGCUGGAGGACACCGCCGACGUGCGCGUGGCACGCGUCUUUGUUAACGGCACCUUGAUCGGCGUGGACCGCAACCCGGAGCGACUGCUGCACGAUCUGCGCACCCGCCGCCGCAACGGGGAGCUCAGCAACGAGGUCAGCAUCGUGCGCGAUAUCCGCGAUCGCGAGAUUCGCGUCUUCUCCGACGCGGGCCGCUGCCUCCGCCCGCUCUUCGUCGUCGAGAACUGCCACCUGAAGCUGCGCAAGUCCGGCAUGCGCGACCUCUUCGUCUCCGAGAAGGUCGGCGGCAAGAAGGAGAUCUCGUGGAACACGGUUCUCAAGAAGGGGUACGUGGAGCUGAUCGACUGUGAGGAGGAGGACUCGCUGCUCAUCGCCAUGACUCCGAACGAGGUGGAGAAGAACUACUACUACUCUCACUGCGAGAUGGACCCGUCGAUGAUUCUCGGCAUCUGUGCGUCCAUUAUCCCCUACCCGAACCACAACCAGUCGCCACGUAACACCUACCAGUCGGCCAUGGGUAAGCAGGCCAUGGGUAUCUACGCCUCGAACUUCCACAUGCGCAUGGACACCACCGCGCACGUCCUCUUCUACCCGCAGAAGCCGCUAGUGCGCACAAAGGCGAUGUCGUACAUGCACAGCAACGACCUGCCCGCCGGGCACAACGCCGUGGUGGCCAUCUCGUGCUACAGCGGCUACAACCAGGAGGACUCCAUCAUUAUGAGCCGCUCCGCCGUCGAGCGCGGCUUUUUCCGCAGCGCCUUCUGGCGCUCCUUCAAGGCGAAGGAGGAACGGCAGCGGCGGGACACUCUGGAGACCUUUGAGAACCCGGACCGCGAGGUGUGCCACGUGAAGCGCGCGGACUACUCCAAGCUGGACACGGACGGCCUCAUCAAGCCGGGCAUGCGCGUGCUCGGUGGCGACGUGGUGGUGGGCAAGACGAUCCCGCUGCCCGAGGCGGACCUCGAGAAGCUGACCACCGGCAACACGAAAAUCACUAAGCGCGACGCCAGCAUCACCUCCCGCACCACCGAGAAGGGUGUGGUGGACAAGGUGAUGCUGACCAUGAACAACGGCGACCGCUUCACCAAGGUGAAGAUCCGCACCAUCAAGAUCCCCAACAUCGGUGACAAAUUCUGCAGUCGGCACGGGCAGAAGGGCACGAACGGCAUUCAGUUCCGCCAGGAGGACAUGCCCUUCAACCGCGACGGCGUGGUGCCCGACCUCAUCAUCAACCCGCACGCCAUUCCCUCCCGCAUGACGGUGGCCCACCUGAUCGAGACGCUGGCGGGCAAGGUCGCGUGCUACAAAGGCGGCGAGGUCUACGCCACGCCCUUCUGCUCCGUCGUGGUGGACGACUUCGGCAAGGCGCUGCACGCCCUCAAGUCGCAGCGCUACGGAAACGAGUGCCUCUACAACGGCCACACCGGCCUCCCGCUGGAUCACCUUAUCUUCUUCGGCCCCACCUUCUACCAGCGCCUAAAGCACUUGUCCGGGGAUAAGAUUCACGCCCGCCCACGUGGACCGCUGCAGCCGCUGGUGCGCCAGCCGACGGAGGGCCGCGCACACGAGGGCGGUCUGCGUUUUGGUGAGAUGGAGCGUGACUGCAUGCUGUCUUACGGGGCCUCGCAGUGGCUGCGCGAGCGCCUCUUCCGCGUCAGCGACUACUACACGGUGCACGUGUGCAACCUCUGCGGCACCAUCUGUGUCGCCGACACGAAGCUGAACCGCUACCAGUGCAAGGGGUGUGAGAACGACACGCGCAUCUCGCAGGUGCUCAUGCCGUACGCCUGCAAGCUGCUCUUCCAGGAGCUGAUGUCCAUGACGAUCCUGCCGCGUCUGGGGACCGGCCCGCUGUAA
This is a messenger RNA of Leptomonas pyrrhocoris, 3727 nucleotides long. Its product is annotated as putative DNA-directed RNA polymerase II subunit 2. The transcript has a single exon. Bases 161 to 3727 code for a protein of 1188 amino acids. The record is from RefSeq and is a predicted model, not a curated record. Gene Ontology annotation, biological process: DNA-templated transcription. Gene Ontology annotation, molecular function: ribonucleoside binding; DNA binding; DNA-directed RNA polymerase activity. Gene Ontology annotation, cellular component: RNA polymerase II, core complex. NCBI's taxonomy places the organism in Eukaryota, Euglenozoa, Kinetoplastea, Trypanosomatida, Trypanosomatidae.